AUGCGCUUCCUUUGCCUUCAUGGGAAUGGGUCUAGUGCCCGCAUCUUUGACACUCAGCUGUCCGCCCUGCAAAGGGCUCUGGGGUCGAGGUACGAAUUUGUCUUCAUUCAGGGAGAGUUUCCGUCCGACCCUGGACUAGGCGUGGACGGGAUGUAUCCUGGUCCAUACUAUUCUCCCUUUGACCUCCCCACCAAGGACCAGCUGAGCGACGCUCAUGCCUUGAUCGACGAAGCCUGGGAGUCGGACGGACCCUUUGACGGGCUUGUUGGUUUCUCGCAGGGUGGCAGUACGAUGGCAUCUUAUUUGCUCCAGCCAGAAACUGCCAGAAAGCCGUUUAAGUGUGCCGUGUUUUUCUGCUCCAACCUGCCGUUUGAUCCCAUGUCGUCUCCUUGGAAAUUCGUCGACAAGGAUCACUUCGUGGAUGCCACCACUGGGGAGGAAAUCUCCGCCGAUGACUUGAUGCGUUCUAUUCCCGAAGUGAAGCUAUUUGACACCUCUCGUUACCCCACUCUGAGAGAUGAGCUUCUUCUGAGACGAUACACUGUUGGUCAGGGAGACACAAUUCAAAUUGAUCUUCCCACUGUUCAUGUAUAUGCGUCCAAUGAUUCUUGGUACUAUGAGCAGUGCAUCGCCACGGAAAAGCUCUGCCAGGAGGUAAACAGGGAAACCGUGCUACACAAAGGAGGGCACUCGGUUCCUUGGGAUGCAGGAACCACGACGGAAAUUGUCGAUUGUAUUCAAAAUAUGCAGCAAGCGGUGGAUCUAGCAUAG
Aspergillus sclerotioniger CBS 115572 is the source of this 771-nucleotide messenger RNA. RefSeq lists its product as uncharacterized. The record is from RefSeq and is a predicted model, not a curated record. Gene Ontology annotation, cellular component: nucleus; cytoplasm. The transcript has 2 exons. NCBI's taxonomy places the organism in Eukaryota, Fungi, Ascomycota, Eurotiomycetes, Eurotiales, Aspergillaceae. Bases 1 to 771 code for a protein of 256 amino acids.